CCAAACAGUGCAAACCACAUAUUGGCAAACACCAACAGGUGCCUGCCCCACAGGCUUCCCAGUACAAACACAUUCCGCCCUCUCGUCACUCCAAGCAUGCGUACCCAAUCAGGCCGUGGAUUCACCCACGGAGCCAUGGCCACACAGGCACCACGGGACAGGAGAGGAAAGCUAAACACUGUGUGCUACUAAAGGUGCCAACCAGCUGCAAUCCAACUGAAGGUGUACCUGGAGCUUAGAGCUAGAAAGGUGUCCCAAAGGUCUUUUCGGGACGCUCCGUCUAGAUUCCAGGUGAAGGUGUCAAAGUGCCUAAAAGGAAAGUGGGGCCUUUGAUUGCACUUAAAAGUGUACAAUGUCAUGACUGUCAUGAUUGGACAAAUGAGGAUGAUCAUUCAUGCAAGGAUGAACGCAUUUAUCAUCGUAUGCUGCUGCCUUUGUCUCACUCAUACUGGAGCCUCGGAAAUAGAGCGGAGGCUCCAUCAGAAGCUGUUUGAGAACUACAACAUGAAAGUCAGACCGGCUCGUUACUGGGAGGAGAAGGUGAUGGUUCGAGUGGGGAUGACGCUCUCUCAGCUUGUCAGCUUGAACGAGAAGAACGAAGAAAUGACAACCAACGUGUUCAUGAAUCUGGAGUGGACAGACUACAGGUUGGCAUGGAAUCCAGAAGAAUAUGACAACAUUGAAGUUUUGAGAAUUCCUCCCAACAAGGUGUGGCGUCCAGACAUCUACCUCAUAAACAAUAAUGACGGUCAGUUUGACGUGGCUCUGUACGUCAACGUCUUGGUUUACAGUGAUGGGACAGUCAACUGGCUUCCCCCAGCCAUCUACCGCAGCUCCUGCUCUAUAGAGGUGUCGUACUUCCCAUUUGACUGGCAGAACUGCAGCAUGGUUUUCCGCUCGUACACCUAUGACGCCUCUGAGGUGGAACUGCAGUAUUUUCUGGAUGACGGGGGCAACGAGAUUCAGGAGAUUGUUAUAGACGAGAAUGCUUUCACUGAAAAUGGAGAAUGGGCCAUCUGUCACAAACCCUCCAGAAAGAAUGUCAAGGAGGACCUUUACGAGGACAUCACCUUCUACCUCAUCAUAGAGAGGAAGCCUCUUUUCUACAUCAUCAACAUCAUCGUGCCCUGCAUCCUCACCAGCGUGUUGGCUAUAUUUGUCUUCUACCUGCCUCCUGGAGCAGGAGAGAAAAUGACUCUGUCCAUUUCCGUCCUCAUCGCUCUUACUGUCUUCAUGCUUCUGCUGGCUGACAAGGUCCCUGAGACCUCCCUCGGCAUUCCAAUUAUUGUCAACUACGUCAUGUUCACCAUGAUCCUGGUCACGUUCUCUGUCAUCUUAAGCGUAGUCGUCCUUAAUCUGCACCACCGAACGCCCAGCACACACAUCAUGCCCAACUGGGUUCGAAAGGCAUUCAUUCACUUCUUGCCUAAGUACAUCGGCAUGACAAGGCCAAACCCAGAGGAACCACUGUUGAAGGAGGAGUCUAGUGAUGGCUUUCCCAACCAAAGCUUCAACGGCAGGCAGCCAGGAGGAGAGUACUUUUUUCGAAAGAUCAACCCUGAUCUCGUCUUACCUUGGAGAGGCAGGUGUGAGAGCACAGUGCAGCUCCAGCGGCUCCCAAACACUGAAAGCUACUGUCUGAUCCUCCCUCCCAACCUGAAGUCAGCCAUCUCUGCAGUGACAUACAUGGCCGAGCAGCUGAAGAAGCAGGACACAGACGACACGAUGACAGGAGAUUGGCAGUUCAUUGCUCUUGUGGUGGACCGCCUCUUCCUGUGGUUGUUUGUCAUCAUCACCACCCUGGGCACCCUGGCCAUGUUCUUGGAUGCCAGUUUCAACUAUACACCCGAGAACCCCUUCCCAUAGCAGACAGACUCUAACACACACACACACAGAGUUAGAAGUAUUGCUUGGUCGUUAUUCUUCUUCUUUGGGAUUUCUGAGACUUUCCAUAAAUACCUUGUUACCUAUCCAUACACUGUAUCUGUUCUCUGAAAUGUUUUAUUUAAGGUUAGGUAGCCGAUAGUCAAAAAACACAAAAUGCCCUAGGUUGUUUGCGUUUAAAUAAACCAAUCACAAUCAUCUUUGGCGGCGCUAUACAUCGAUCGCAGAGACAGUGUCUCUGCAAAAUAAUCUCAGGAAGGAAACUUGUUUAGAUGGAACAUUUGCACCCUGCCAAAGAAAACGCCACUUGCAAUAUUAACUGGAGUUAACUGUUCACACAGUACAGUAACAUGAGCUAUUUAAAUUAGCUGGAUACAGGGUUGAACCUCAUUAGCUCUUACCAAUGUAUCACUGGGAGUACAUUGUCCAUAGCAAUCCCCACCAAACGGUCCCUAUACGUCCCAGUUAGUGAGUAUAUGCCAUGUACAUACUCUUUGUAAAUCUUUACAAUCAUUCCCUGAAAGAACCCAACAGGACGGCCUUUUUGCACGAUCCAAAACUUGCCAUUUUUAGUGUGUAGUUUGUUGUUGUUUCUCAAAACAAACACGUUUUCAGCUGCUGGAUGUUACUGAGAUUAUCGUGUAAAGGAACUGUCAUUGAUCUAGACUAGGUAGCACAAGAAAGCAUGUCAUAUUUGCAUAAAGUAGAACCAUGUACACGUACAGUGCCUGAACUGGACCA
Etheostoma spectabile (orangethroat darter) is the source of this 2625-nucleotide messenger RNA. RefSeq names its product cholinergic receptor, nicotinic, beta 1 (muscle) like (gene chrnb1l). Lineage: Eukaryota; Metazoa; Chordata; Actinopteri; Perciformes; Percidae. Gene Ontology annotation, cellular component: postsynaptic membrane. Gene Ontology annotation, biological process: monoatomic ion transmembrane transport. The record is from RefSeq and is a predicted model, not a curated record. The transcript has 11 exons. The coding region runs from base 358 to 1866 and encodes 502 amino acids. Gene Ontology annotation, molecular function: acetylcholine-gated monoatomic cation-selective channel activity; transmembrane signaling receptor activity.